UCUGUCUGUCAAACGAACCAACCCAACACUUCCUCACCCACCCCCUUCCCUUUCCCCUCUCUCGUCUCCCCCUGUCCUGCCAUCCCGGGCAGCUCUCUGUCGUUAUAUACGUCCCUUCCCUCUCCCGCAGACCUCGUAUCCAGAUGCGGCUUUGCCCCGAGGCGAAAAAAAACUGUCCCUCCGAACCGAUCUGCUCCCGGUGCGCGGCGAUAGUGCUUAACGCCCGGCCGCCGGGGUUAUCUCCACGCCGAGUCUGGCUACUGCUGGCCCCGGCCCCACGUAACCCCGAGGCUGGCACACACGGGCUGGCGCUGACAACCACGGGGCAAACCACCGCAAAGGCGGUCCGGGCUGCGUGGUCGGUGCUGGUUCGGUGUUCGGCGUUCGGGCCUGGCGGGCGUCAGGCGUGCCGGCGUUCGGAAAGGGAAGAAAAAAGCUGACGCGGUCGUCGGCGGAUGACAGUGGGCAGGGUGCGAUUA
Molecule: messenger RNA, 479 nt
Organism: Pichia membranifaciens NRRL Y-2026
Lineage: Eukaryota; Fungi; Ascomycota; Pichiomycetes; Pichiales; Pichiaceae
Exons: 1
Coding region: 144-440 (98 amino acids)
Source: RefSeq, a predicted model, not a curated record